AUGACCGAAACUCUUCAGUUGAGAGGGACACUUAGAGGGCACAAUGGUUGGGUCACUCAAAUUGCGACGAAUCCGAAAUAUCCCGACAUGAUAUUGUCUUCUUCACGUGAUAAAACUUUAAUCGUGUGGAAGUUGACACGUGACGAAGCCAAUUAUGGUAUUCCGCAGAAACGCCUGUACGGUCACUCUCAUUUUAUUAGCGACGUAGUGCUCUCGUCAGAUGGUAAUUAUGCACUGUCUGGUUCAUGGGACAAAACUCUUCGGCUUUGGGACUUGGCCGCAGGUCGUACUACGCGACGAUUUGAAGAUCAUACCAAGGAUGUUUUAAGCGUCGCCUUUUCUGUGGACAAUCGUCAGAUUGUUUCUGGUUCUCGAGAUAAGACGAUUAAAUUGUGGAAUACGUUGGCCGAGUGCAAGUAUACCAUUCAAGACGAUGGGCACACAGACUGGGUCAGCUGUGUACGUUUUUCUCCAAAUCAUUCCAAUCCCAUUAUUGUUUCUGCUGGUUGGGACAAAUUAGUCAAGGUAUGGAAUCUGACAAACUGCAGAUUGAAAAUCAAUCACAGUGGACACACUGGGUAUCUCAAUACAGUUACUGUCUCUCCUGAUGGAUCGCUUUGUGCUUCUGGUGGUAAAGAUUGCAAGGCUAUGUUGUGGGAUUUAAACGAUGGAAAACAUCUCCACACAUUAGACCAUAACGACAUUAUUACAGCGUUAUGCUUCAGUCCUAAUCGUUACUGGCUUUGUGCUGCAUUUGGACCCUGGAUCAAGAUAUGGGAUCUUGAAACCAAAGAAAUGGUUGAAGAAUUGAAACCAGAGGUAGUGUCUGCGACAAGUAAAGCAGAACCACCUCAUUGUCUAUCUCUGGCGUGGUCUACCGAUGGGCAAACGCUUUUUGCCGGUUAUUCGGACAACACUAUCCGUGUCUGGCAAGUUUCUGUAUCUAGCCGUUAA
This is a messenger RNA of Heterotrigona itama, 954 nucleotides long. Lineage: Eukaryota; Metazoa; Arthropoda; Insecta; Hymenoptera; Apidae. The record is from the annotation of a GenBank genome assembly.